Brugia malayi is the source of this 453-nucleotide messenger RNA. RefSeq names its product 40S ribosomal protein S19S, putative (gene Bma-rps-19.2). NCBI's taxonomy places the organism in Eukaryota, Metazoa, Nematoda, Chromadorea, Rhabditida, Onchocercidae. The transcript is spliced from 3 exons. The coding region runs from base 1 to 453 and encodes 150 amino acids. The record is from RefSeq and is a predicted model, not a curated record. Gene Ontology annotation, molecular function: structural constituent of ribosome; RNA binding. Gene Ontology annotation, cellular component: cytosolic small ribosomal subunit; ribosome. Gene Ontology annotation, biological process: translation; ribosomal small subunit assembly.
AUGGUGAAACCGACAAGCGUUAAGGACGUUGAUCAGCAUGAAAUUGUACGUCAAAUUGCGGGUUUCCUGAAGAAAAGUGGCAAAGUAAGAGUGCCAGAUUGGUCUGAUGUCGUCAAAUUGGGUCAAAAUAAGGAAUUAGCACCGGUUGAUAACGACUGGUAUUACAUCCGAACAGCAAGCAUUGCACGUCGUUUGUACAUUCGUUCACCUACCGGUGUUGGUGCAUUGAGACGUGUAUAUGGUGGUAAUAAGCGACAUGGUGUUACACCGAAUCAUUUUGUGAGGUCAUCUGGUUCGGUCAUACGUAAAGCUCUGCAAACAUUGGAAGCCAUCAAAUGGGUAGAAAAAGAUCCUGAUGGUAAGGGACGCAUAUUGACUAAGCAGGGUCGUAAAGAUUUGGAUCGUAUUGCGUCACAGUUGCGUCAGAAUACAAAGCAUUCAUUCGAGUCGUAA